AUGGGCGGUCAGGAGAAGACGUACUUUGAGCAGCAGCGCGAGGCUCUGAUAGGCGAGAUUGCAAUGGCACGUCAUAGUUUUGAGCACGUCUUGGCCAACAUCAACAAGUUAAACCGAUCUCUCGAGGCAGUCACCGCUGUCGGCAACGAAUUCUCCUCGGUCGAGGCACUAUGGUCGCAAUUCGAGAACGUCAUGGACAAAGAUGGCAAGGCUGAAGGCGAGACAGAUCAGGCUGAUCAGACGGAGCAUCAUGAAGAAGAAGGUGAUACUACAGUGAAGCACGAGGGGGCGUAA
Fusarium fujikuroi IMI 58289 is the source of this 294-nucleotide messenger RNA. RefSeq lists its product as uncharacterized. Gene Ontology annotation, cellular component: mitotic spindle; mitotic spindle pole body; DASH complex. NCBI's taxonomy places the organism in Eukaryota, Fungi, Ascomycota, Sordariomycetes, Hypocreales, Nectriaceae. The coding region runs from base 1 to 294 and encodes 97 amino acids. The record is from RefSeq and is a predicted model, not a curated record. The transcript is spliced from 3 exons.